This is a messenger RNA of Sitodiplosis mosellana (orange wheat blossom midge), 2755 nucleotides long. RefSeq names its product pre-rRNA 2'-O-ribose RNA methyltransferase FTSJ3. Gene Ontology annotation, molecular function: rRNA (guanine) methyltransferase activity; rRNA (uridine-2'-O-ribose)-methyltransferase activity. The transcript has 4 exons. The record is from RefSeq and is a predicted model, not a curated record. NCBI's taxonomy places the organism in Eukaryota, Metazoa, Arthropoda, Insecta, Diptera, Cecidomyiidae. Gene Ontology annotation, biological process: maturation of 5.8S rRNA from tricistronic rRNA transcript (SSU-rRNA, 5.8S rRNA, LSU-rRNA); rRNA methylation; maturation of LSU-rRNA from tricistronic rRNA transcript (SSU-rRNA, 5.8S rRNA, LSU-rRNA). The coding region runs from base 181 to 2637 and encodes 818 amino acids. Gene Ontology annotation, cellular component: nucleolus; preribosome, large subunit precursor; nucleus.
UCAAAAUAUAUUGCAAUGCUUGCUCUGUGCUAAGCAUAAACACGUGGGUCUUGAAAGGGAAACCACGAUACGUUUAUUGAGUAAGUGACAUUUUUGAUUAAAUCUACAGAAAGAAACACCAUUUUCAAACGGCGAAAAUUCGUGUUUAUUUCAAGUUGAGAGUGUAAAAAUCCGUACAAAAUGGGUAAAAAGGGAAAAGUUGGAAAGGAUCGUAAAGAUAAGUUUUACAAAUUAGCUAAAGAAACUGGUUUUCGUUCUCGUGCCGCCUUCAAAUUGAUUCAACUGAAUCGUAAGUUUAGUUUUCUGCAAAAGUCACAAGUAUGCAUCGAUUUGUGUGCAGCGCCUGGUGGUUGGAUGCAAGUUGCCAAAGAGAACAUGCCAAUUUCGAGCAUUGUGAUCGGUGUCGAUUUAUAUCCCAUCAAACCGAUUAACGGUUGCAUUAGUUUAACGGAAGAUAUUACCACCGAAAAGUGUCGUACUGCAUUGAAAAAGGAAAUACAGACGUGGAAAGCCGAUGUUGUGCUGCAUGAUGGUGCACCGAAUGUCGGUAAAAACUGGUUGUACGAUGCAUAUCAACAGAUCUGUUUGACAUUGCAAGCAACCAAAUUGGCCAGUGAAUUUUUGCGCAGCGGCGGAUGGUUCAUCACAAAAGUGUUCCGAUCAAAGGAUUACAAUGCAUUGUUGUGGGUGCUGAAGCAACUUUUCAAGAAAGUACAUGCCACCAAACCGUCGGCUUCGCGUAAAGAAUCCGCUGAAAUUUUCGUUGUGUGUCAAUACUUCAUUGCACCCGAUAAAAUUGAUCCGCGAUUUUUCGAGGCAAAAUAUGUGUUCGAAGAAUUGGAUUUGGAAGGUACAAAAACCGUUAGUUUAUUGCAUAAGGAUAAAAAACGUAUCAAACCUGAAGGCUACACUGAAAAAGACUUUUCACUGCGCAAUGAAUUGCAAGCAUCGGAAUUUAUUCGCAGUGCAUCGGCAUUGAUAGCGCUGCAAGGAGUCAGUGAAAUUGUUUUCGAUGAUGAGAAAAUCGCGACGCAUAAGAAAACCACCAAUGAAAUUAAGGAAUGCUGUAAAGAUAUCAAAGUAUUGGGUCGCAAAGAUUUGAAAAAUCUGAUUGCAUGGUGGAAAACAUUGAACGCCGAAUUUUAUCCGAAAGAAAAAGUCGCCCCCGUUGAAACGAUUGAAACGGAAGAGAAGAAAAAACCAUUGACACAAGAAGAAGUUGAAGAUAUGGAAUUUGAAGAGAUUGAAAAGCAAAUCGAAGAUCUGGAAAUGGCCGAUAUGAAAGAUCAAAAACGAAAGAAGAAGAAGGUGCAAGAAGCGCGUCGCAAACUGAAUGAGAAAAUCAAUUUGAAAAUGGUGAUCAAAGGUGAUUCUGGGCCACAGGAAGAGGAUGUUGAAAUAUUCAGUUUGAAACAAAUUAACAGUGCCGCUCAAUUGGACAGCAUUCAAGAUAUGGCACCCGACAUGUUACUACCGGAUGAUGAGCAAGGCAAUAGCGAAUAUAUUCCAAAAUACAAAAAGUAUGAGCGAGACUCGAGCCAUUUGGACGACGACGGUUUGUAUGCAGACGAAGAUAAUGGAAAUGAUUCCGAUGACAGUGAGGCCGCCGAUUCGGAUGAUAGCGAAGUGUUGGGAAAGAAGGGCCUUGGUUUCGAUGAAUCAGAAGAUGAAGAAACGCCAAAGAAGAAAGCUGAUGCUAAAAAAGUGAAGAAGGCUGCGAAAAAGGGCGAACAAAAUCCACUGUUGAUGGAUUUGGAUGUUCGCGACAAAAGCACAAAACGCGAUCAACGCGUUAAUUUGUGGUUUGAUAAGGAAAAAUUCAAAGAGGACAACAGUGAUGAAGGUGAAGACUUCGAUUUGGACAAACUUAGCCAUCAGUAUAAAACGAAAGGUGUUAAAGUACUUGGCGAAUCGGCUGACAAAGCGAGCGACACACCAGCAUUAAAACCAACUCUUGGCAAAAAGGCAAAACGUCGUCAACGGCAUCUUGAGAAAGCUGGAAGCGAUGGAAACGACACAUCAGACAGUGACAGUGACGAUGAAGUCGCCAAUGAUGCUGGUAGUGGUGUUAAGGCUAAGAAGAUCAAACUCAACGAAGAAGAAUUAGCUUUAGGUGCAAUGAUGAUUCGUGGUGAGAAAACGAAACGUGAUCUAUUUGAUGCGGCUUGGAAUCGAUACACAUUCAACGAUGAAAACCUCCCGGAAUGGUUUGUUAAAGAUGAAGCACAGCACAUGGUCAAAGAAGCACCAACACCCAGAGAAUUAGUUGAAGAGUACCAAAAGAAGGUCGAAGAGCUCAAUGUGCGUCCAAUCAAAAAAGUAAUGGAAGCCAAAGCGCGUAAAAAGCGUCGUGCCAUGAAACGUUUCGAAAAGGCAAAGAAGAAGGCCGAAGCCAUUAUGGAAAGCAAUGAUGCCAGCGCUCAAGAGAAAGUACGACAAGUUAAAAAAUUGUAUAAGAAAGCACAAGACAAAAAGGAAGAAGUCGCGUACGUUGUUGCACGCAAACAUUUGACCAGUAAACGGGUUCGUCGACCGGCCGGCGUUAAGGGUCGAUUUAAGGUGGUCGAUCCGCGUAUGAAGAAAGAAGUACGCGCCGCAAAAGCCAAGGAAAAAACGAAAAACCGAAGACGUCGUUAGAUCCAAUCACUUUUAUUAUAACAAUUACAAUAUACUUUUCUUUUUCUAUUUUAUUGAAGAAAUUGAUAUGAAAACAAAUCGUUUGAAAAUAAAAAUUAUUUUAUGUAAAAAUAACACA